Molecule: messenger RNA, 3213 nt
Organism: Erythranthe guttata (spotted monkey flower)
Lineage: Eukaryota; Viridiplantae; Streptophyta; Magnoliopsida; Lamiales; Phrymaceae
Product: DEAD/DEAH box helicase
Molecular function (GO): ATP binding; nucleic acid binding
Source: RefSeq, a predicted model, not a curated record
GUUAUUAAAAUGACGGGUAAAAACGAAGUUUUUGAGAGACGAAGGAUUCAAAUGAAAUAUAAAUAAGAAUAGGAAAAGAUUAAAAUAUCAGUGUGAGGAGGAGGAGAUAAUGGCAGCAGGCUUUUACAAACCCCUCUUCUGGUAGAGAAACGUUGUUGUAGGUUGAGAAUUGAAAUGGCAGCGGCAAAAUCGUACGGGUUCUCCAUCUCCAUGGAUGCGGUGGUUGGUGUUCCUCCGUCCUUCGCCGGUUUCACGAGAAGGAGUGAUUAUAAUCGCAGGCUUCCCCUGUACUUACCCUCUGUAAGAUUUGGGUUAAGAAGAAUAAGAGUGAGAGGGGUUUUGUCGUCCACACCUUGGUCCCCUCCUGCCAGCCACCGCGACAGGAAUGACAGUGCCAACAAAUUCCGGAGUCAGACUGAGGCUGAGCAGCAGCGCGACGCCAUAUCGCUUCUCAACGAGAGGAUUCGGAGUGAGCACUGCAAGAGAGAAUCUCCGUCGUCCAGGCCAGCCAUGGAUUCCGAGGAGGCCGACAUGUACAUUCAGCUUGUGAAGGACCAGCAGCAAAGGGGUUUGCAGAAACUAAAGGGGGACAGAACAGGUGCCGCCGCCGCUUCAGGUGCUGCCUUUACUUACAAGGUGGAUCCUUAUACCCUCCGUUCCGGUGACUAUGUUGUUCAUAGGAAAGUUGGGAUUGGACGUUUUUUCGGUGUCAAAUUUGAUGUUCCUAAAGAUUCCUCCGAGCCAAUUGAGUAUGUUUUCAUAGAGUACGCUGAUGGAAUGGCCAAAUUACCUAUUAAGCAGGCAUCUCGCAUGCUCUACCGCUAUAAUCUUCCAAAUGAAACCAAAAAGCCACGGACCUUGAGCAAAUUGAACGACACUAGUGCAUGGGAGAGGAGAAGGAUAAAGGGCAAAGUUGCUGUUCAGAAGAUGGUCGUUGACCUGAUGGAGCUGUACCUGCAUAGACUCAAACAGAGGCGGCCUCCCUACCCAAAAGUUCCUGCUGUGGCUGAAUUUGCAUCUCAAUUUCCCUACGAUCCAACUCCAGAUCAAAAACAGGCGUUCAUGGACGUGGAAAGAGAUUUGACCGAGAGAGAAAACCCAAUGGACCGACUGAUUUGUGGUGAUGUUGGUUUUGGUAAAACCGAAGUUGCACUUCGUGCCAUAUUUUGUGUGGUCUCAGCUGGCAAGCAAGCUAUGGUUUUAGCUCCAACAAUAGUGCUGGCCAAACAACAUUUUGAUGUUAUCUCAGAGCGAUUCUCUAGAUUUCAUAAUAUCAAAGUUGGACUUCUAAGUAGAUUUCAGACCAAGUCAGAGAAGGAGACGCAUCUACAGAUGAUCAAACAUGGUAAUCUGGACAUUAUAGUUGGCACUCAUUCAUUACUGGGCGAUCGUGUCGUGUACAGUAACCUUGGCCUGCUUGUUGUUGACGAGGAACAGAGAUUUGGCGUAAAACAGAAAGAGAAGAUUGCUUCAUUCAAGACUUCUGUUGAUGUGCUCACACUUUCUGCAACACCUAUUCCAAGAACACUUUAUUUAGCAUUGACUGGUUUUCGUGAUGCCAGUUUAAUAUCAACACCGCCUCCAGAGAGGGUUCCAAUAAGAACCCAUCUUUCUGCAUACACACAAGAGAAAGUGGUAUCUGCAAUCAAUCAUGAGUUGGAUCGUGGAGGACAAGUUUUCUAUGUCUUGCCUCGUAUCAAGGGGCUUGAAGAAGUUAUGGAAUUUCUGAGACAAUCAUUUCCAAAUGUUGAAAUUGCAAUAGCUCAUGGAAAGCAAUACUCGAGACAGCUUGAAGAAACCAUGGAAAAUUUUGCACAGGGACAUAUUAAGAUUUUAAUAUGCACAAACAUAGUUGAAAGUGGGCUCGAUAUUCAAAACGCAAACACUAUUGUAGUUCAAGAUGUUCAGCUAUUUGGCCUUGCGCAGUUGUACCAGUUGCGUGGAAGGGUGGGCCGAGCAGAUAAGGAAGCUCAUGCUUUCCUGUUUUACCCUGAUAAAUCACUGCUUUCUGAUCAGGCACUUGAGAGGCUUGCUGCUUUAGAAGAAUGUCGAGAUCUGGGACAAGGUUUUCAACUUGCAGAAAGAGACAUGGCCAUUAGAGGCUUCGGUAACAUCUUUGGUGAGCAACAAACAGGAGAUGUUGGAAACGUGGGGAUUGAUCUUUUCUUUGAAAUGCUUUUCGAAAGCCUAUCCAAGGUGGAUGAGCAUCGUGUAGUCUCCAUUCCUUACCAUUCGGUGCAGUUUGAUAUGAACUUGAACCCUCAUCUCCCUUCCGAGUACAUAAACUAUCUGGAAAAUCCCUUGGAAACAAUUAAUGAAGGUGAGAAAGCUGCUGAGAAAGACAUCUGGAAUCUGAUUCAAUUUACUGAAAAUCUGCGCCGCCAAUAUGGAAAAGAGCCUUACUCCAUGGAAAUUCUGUUGAAGAAGCUAUAUGUGAGGAGAAUGGCUGCAGAUUUAGGAAUUAGUAGAAUAUAUGCUUCAGGUAAGACGGUUGGCAUGAAAGCUAACAUGAGUAAAAAGGUUUUCAAGCUGAUGAUAGAGUCGAUGGCUUCUGAAAUACAUCGAACUUCUCUUGUUUUCGACGAUGGAUCAAUUAAGGCUGAACUACUUCUGGAACUACCAAGAGAACAAAUGCUCGACUGGAUCUUCCAGUGCUUAGCUGAACUCUAUGCUUCACUACCAGCGCUGAUAAAGUAUUGAUUUGAAUUUUGGCAUAGUAAUUUCCCAUCUCGGGAGCUUGCUGCUUUCUUGGUGGUCCUAGAAAUGCAAAUAGGCCCUCCUAAGGCUCUUACCGAAGCUGCUGGUUCUGUCCUAUUGUAUCACUAUGUGCAGACUUGUACAGCUAUGCAAAAAAUUCAAUGUGGAUUACUACCAUCCAUUUGUGUAAACAAAAGAAUGUUGCGCUAUCUUUUUUAAGGAUUUAUGGAAUGUCUUGGGAUGAUUCAUGCAUACGUCCUCGCUGGACUUGACAGGGGCCUGACUUAUGAACUUUGUGAUCAUAUCAUCACCAAAAGCAAGUCAAAAUCUGAAAGCAGUUUAACUUGGUCAGGCUUGAUUGAUGAAGUACCUCUUUUUGCUUCAGUGAUCUAACUUCAAAAUUAUAUAUAUUAUAUGUAUAUACAAAGAAAGAAUUUGUUUCUUGUUGGCUAAUUACUCUGUAUACUGAGGACAUAGAUUAGUAAUAUGAAGUUAAUGGUUUGCAAAUCUUCUUUC